UUGAUUUCGUGAUUUUGAGCUAAAUCUGGCAGCAGAUACCUUCCAUGUGUUGUUUACGUAUAUAUUCUAACUUAAAACGUAUGACAUGCAGAUUUAUUUGAACUUGUGUCGCUGUUCCUUGAUAAGUUUGUGGUUGCAGUACGAAAGUAGCCCUAAAAUGUCCGCUUUGGAGCUAAUUUUGUUAGAGCUUUCUCAAGUCCCAUUUUGAAAUCAGUUGGCGGUUUAAGUUAGAACAUGAACUGCUUUAUAUUUUAUUUGAUUUUUCUAUACCAAUAUUAAGUAAUCGAACAAAAGAGAAAAUUCUGGUACUGUACGUCUUUCGCAACAACCAUUUGUUUGAAGGGGCGGCGUCUGGCAGACAAAUAGAGGAGAGCUGUUGCGCACAGAACUUCAAUUUUACGCAUCCGUCGACUGUGUAGGUGCCAACACAGAAGUUAAAAGACCAUGUUGCACUUGUAUUUUAUAUAGAAAACGCAACAUUUGCCUCAAUAAUAUAACUCAGAUUCAAGCUUCAAGGUGAAGCCUCAGCGGAGUGUGACUGUGGAGCAGGUGCCCUUUCCGCCAUGGGAGCGCGUGUAUGGGGUUCAGCGCGCCUCGGUUUUGUAGUUUGUGGAUAUUUAGCAUUUUUCUGUGGUGAAUUUGUCCCACCGACUGAAGCGGGCUGCAGGGAGAGGGACAGCCCAAACUGCUGCACCGGCCGGAAUAACGAAUGUUUUGAGUACACCAGGAGAAAAACGGUGUGCUACUGUGAUACAUACUGUCAGAAAACCAGAGACUGCUGCGAAGACUAUCAGCACGUGUGCCAGAUAUCUGCAGCCAUUGAUUGUGGUGUGGGAUCAUGGGGUCCCUGGUCAUCAUGCACAUCUCUUUGUGGAGUUGGCAGCACAGAGAGGAGUCGCCAAGUUUCUGUUCCCCCCAGAAAUGGAGGCACACCCUGUCCAGACCUCAAACAGCGACGAGGAUGCUUUGGAAAUGAUGCCAUUUGCAACACUGUGAAAGAGGUGGCAAAGAUCCUGCCUGACUCUUUCAAGAGAAACUUCAAGGACCCUUGGAGGCGACCACAUAUGCUGGUGAAGGAGGAAAAGGCCAGUUACUGUGUUUACCUUCGAGUGAAGCAGGCCAGUGCAGCAUGUAAGCUCAAGCUGUGGACGGCUCAGCUGGUGAGGGAGAGACUGGUCUGUGCAGAAUGUCAGAGUGACGCCAUGACAAAGUCAGAUCGUUGUGGAGGAGAUGGCAUGGAGAACACCAGAACAUUCUGGGCUGCAGCUUCAGCUCCAGGAUGUCAUGGUUCCUGGGUACGAGAGUUAUCUUCUGAGCAUUGCCGGUGUCCUCCCUACUCUGUCCUUUUUGUUUGAGUCGACACACAACACUCAGAUGUCUGAAUGCAGGGACAGGAUUCCCUUCAGAGCUUCCUGUGGACUGCAGAGAGCCCAGCCGGCCAACCAGACCCUCCGAUCCAGAGUCCUGGAUGGAUAACUCAAGGAGAUCAGCUAUAUCCUGCCACUUAUUCCUUUUCACCUCAUACUCUGUACUGUAUACCCAAUUGUAAAGCACACAGAAAUCCUUGCAUUUAAAAUAUUUGCCUUAUGUUUCUCCUCAAAAGCACAGGAAUCUGUCUUUUUACCUCUGAAUCUUUGCUAUCUACCUCCAUCAAUUUGUGUCUGCUAAAAGAUAAUGUAAAAUAUAUAAAUAAUUAGCUUCACACAUUUUCUACUUAUAUUUGUUUAUUUGUAAUGUACAUGUGUCUAUAUCGUUACACUAAUUUGUAUCCAACAAGCAGUUGCUGCCCUCAGUUUCAGCCCUGAUCCAAAGAGCUCUGAAUCAUCAGUGGGUUGGAGAUGCUUUAAACUGGUUCAGCCAAGUUGCAUUCUUUGCUAGAAGCCUUGAGUCAAUAUACCUAUGUACUAUAGUUUUUUCAAUCAAUAUUUCUUUUUAAUAAAGACCCUUGCAGCAAGUGCAGAUGAAUAUCAGGUAUUGAUUCUCAGGUGCUUAGAUUUGUAUUUUUGUUGCUCAUCAAAUUUCCUCUUUAUUGUUUGCCCCUUCUGGUGGAAGGUUGUGUAUUUAAUAGUCUAAAGUGACUCAGCUAAAAUCAAUUUCCUCAAUUUAGACCUAGUAUUGUUUGAGAGGAAAAGAAGCCAUAUGAGAGAAUGUCAUGGUGGUUCUCUCUGUCCUCUGUCUAAGACAGAAAAAAGAGCUUCAAGACUGUUUUCUCUCACAGCCUGCCCUGCUCGCCCGAGAGUUUUAUCAGCAAAACAUCCUCCAAUAUAAAUAUCACACUCAGCCAAGUUACUCCCAUAUUUGUAAUUAGCUGAAUCUCCUCCCAAUGCUCCCUACAGCCUGUUCUUUUUCCUCUCUGUUCUUGUUUUCUCAUCUGAUAUGAUGUUUUCAAAGAAACAACAGUUUAGCUUCCUUGAUUUUAAAACAGGGGGCAGUUAACUGGCUCAAUAUUUCUUCUUAUAUGUCUAUCACAACUGGUUUAAGAGGACAGGUGUCAUACUGGAAUAGGGAUUUUCUGUCUGGAAAGCUAUUACUUUUUCUUUCUCUCACAUGUCUGUGUUUGACUUUUUAUUUAUUACAAAUCAAGUGAUAACUUUAUUAGUGCAGCACAGCAUAUUCUGUACACUGUCCAUUAGUGAAAAUAAGUAAUAAAAUAAUAAUAUACAAUAAUAAACAACUUUAUUGCU
Messenger RNA from Melanotaenia boesemani (Boeseman's rainbowfish), 2684 nucleotides. Its product is annotated as somatomedin-B and thrombospondin type-1 domain-containing protein. The transcript is spliced from 5 exons. The record is from RefSeq and is a predicted model, not a curated record. Lineage: Eukaryota; Metazoa; Chordata; Actinopteri; Atheriniformes; Melanotaeniidae. Bases 564 to 1355 code for a protein of 263 amino acids.